Molecule: messenger RNA, 1769 nt
Organism: Limanda limanda (common dab)
Lineage: Eukaryota; Metazoa; Chordata; Actinopteri; Pleuronectiformes; Pleuronectidae
Gene: ppp2r5eb
Product: protein phosphatase 2, regulatory subunit B', epsilon isoform b
Exons: 14
Coding region: 350-1753 (467 amino acids)
Biological process (GO): protein dephosphorylation; signal transduction
Cellular component (GO): protein phosphatase type 2A complex; nucleus; cytosol
Molecular function (GO): protein phosphatase activator activity
Source: RefSeq, a predicted model, not a curated record
AGCGGUGUUGACAAUAGGCUGAAGAGAACCAGCCCCGGACCACACCGAGGAAAACACCUGAAUCCUGGGUCUCAGGGGCCGAGCAGCUCGCACAGCAGCACCGGGACGUGAAGCGUCUCUCCCCCGCCCUGUGCGCUGGUUAAUGGACGUUUGAGGAUUAUUCCGUCGGAAGGAUUCGGCUGCUUCAGGCCAGACUUCCCUCCUGCUGCCCGGCCGCUGCUCCGGGAGAAGCUGUCCGCACCGAGGAGCUGGAGGAAGCGACCCCGUAGCCCGAUAGAUUCCCCCCGGAACACAGGAUCGCUCCCCGCCGCCGUCUCCGUCGCGACCCCGCAGAGGAUCCAGCAGGGCUAUGUCCUCGGCAGCCACCACAUCUCCAUCUGUGGACAAAGUGGACGGAUUUUCCCGGAAGUCUGUCAGGAAGGCCAAGCAGAAGCGGUCGCAGAGCUCGUCCCAGUUCCGCUCUCAGGGCAAACCCAUCGAGCUCACGCCCUUGCCACUGCUCAAGGACGUGCCAGCGCCGGAGCAGCCCGAGCUGUUCCUGAAGAAGCUGCAGCAGUGCUGUACUGUCUUUGACUUCAUGGACACGCUGUCGGACCUCAAGAUGAAGGAGUACAAGCGCUCCACGCUCAACGAGCUGGUGGACUACGUGACCGUCAGCCGGGGCUACCUGACGGAGCAGGCCUACCCGGACGUCGUCAAAAUGGUGUCUCACAACAUAUUCCGGACCCUUCCGCCCAGCGACAGUAACGAGUUUGACCCGGAGGAGGACGAGCCCACGCUCGAGGCCUCCUGGCCACACUUACAGUUGGUUUACGAGUUCUUCAUCCGGUUCUUGGAGAGUCAGGAAUUCCAGCCCAGCAUUGCCAAAAAGUACAUAGACCAGAAGUUUGUCCUACAGCUCUUGGAGUUGUUUGACAGCGAGGAUCCUCGGGAGAGAGACUACCUGAAGACAGUCUUGCAUAGAAUCUACGGCAAAUUCCUGGGGCUGAGGGCUUUUAUACGAAAACAGAUCAAUAAUAUUUUUCUACGUUUUGUUUAUGAGACGGAGCACUUCAACGGGGUGGCUGAGUUGCUGGAGAUCCUGGGGAGUAUAAUCAAUGGCUUCGCUCUGCCACUGAAAGCAGAACAUAAACAGUUUCUGGUCAAAGUGUUGAUCCCCCUCCACACUGUCAGGAGUCUGUCCCUCUUCCACGCACAGUUGGCGUAUUGCAUUGUACAGUUCCUAGAGAAAGACCCAACAUUAACAGAACCAGUCAUCAGAGGCUUACUGAAGUUCUGGCCGAAAACCUGCAGUCAAAAAGAGGUGAUGUUUCUAGGGGAACUGGAGGAGAUCCUGGACGUCAUCGAACCAACACAGUUCGUGAAGAUCCAGGAGCCGCUCUUCAAGCAGAUCUCCAGAUGUGUCUCCAGCCCACACUUCCAGGUGGCCGAGCGAGCUCUGUACUACUGGAACAACGAGUACAUCAUGAGUCUGAUCGAGGAGAACUCCAGCGUCAUCCUGCCCAUCAUGUUCGCCAGCCUCUACAGGAUCUCCAAAGAGCACUGGAACCCGGCGAUCGUAGCGCUGGUGUACAACGUCCUGAAGGCCUUCAUGGAGAUGAACAGUACUUUAUUUGAUGAACUCACAGCCACUUACAAGUCGGACCGCCAGCGUGAGAAGAAGAAGGAGAAGGAGCGGGAGGAGCUGUGGAAGAAGCUGGAGGACUUGGAGCUGAAGCGCGGCCUUAGGAGCGACGGGAUCAUCCCGACUUAACGAAGACAGCGCCGCG